UCACUCUGUUAGCUACUGGGCAAUGAGCUUGAAAAGGUCAAGUGUAGUUCUUCUGAGAUGCUACCUCUCAUAUUAAAGGUACGUAUGAUUCUUACAUUUAGAUUUUAUUGUCAAUGUGCAUAUAUUAAUUACAUGAAUUCACAUGAUACAUCAUAACAUUUCAGUCCCAAAUGCAAUGUCAAAACAGCAGAACAUGACUACUGCUGUGUUUAAUUACCUCCCAGUUUAUCAUUUCCCUGUGUUGGGAGCUUUGAAAAUCCUCUCUAAGGGCUACUCUGAAACAUGCAUUAAUUGUUGUUCAUCAGGCAUAUUUUGCUGAGCUAUAGAAUGUCAACAUUGCUUCUCCUGUUAAACCUCAGACUUCUGUCCAUUGUCUUUCCUUUCCUUCCUGUGCAACUACUUGUGUGUGGUUGACAUGUUUGCUAUGAAAUGUUCACUCCCAUAGGUAAGUGAGAACAUGCAGUGUUUCUUCUUUUGUGCCUGGGUGAUUUGCCAAAAUUCACUGGAGGAGUGGUAGCAGGAUGUCCAUUCAGCACAGACCAGAUGGUAAGUUGCUGAAUGUGAGCUGUGACAAGCAAGGACCUCAGGAACGUGGUUUAAAACUGAUGAAGGGCUGUUAUCACUGAAUCCUCACCUUUCUUCCCAGAAACCUCUAGUAAAUUUGGAAAUAAAUCAUACACAGAAGGCUUUUGUGAAAAAUCAGGAUAAUGUACUAACACAAAAUUUAUUUUUAAAUUGCAGCUCUCACCAUCUUUGUUUCAGCAGAAAGAAGACAACUGAAAAAUAUCAAAUAGAGAUGAGAGACUGGAGCCAGAACGGUGGUUCAACAGGCUCAUCCUAAACCUGCAGCACCAUUCUUUCACUUGGAAAUUAGUUCUAGUUUUGGUUGCUUCACUUCUGAUUCUUCUUGUUUCUGGACUGGGAAAUGAGCAGAGGAUGACUCAAGACCUUGGGUUCCUGCAGCCAUUGGGAAUAGCAGAAAGAAGCUCCUGGUUACUGGCUUCAGAUUGGCUCAGCUCUGGACAUUGCAGUCAUUUGGGACGUAAGUGACCUGGCAGAUUGAGGACUUGUCUUUCUGUUUCUUCCUCUCUCUUCAAAUCUGCCUUUCAAAGUAAAAAUAAAUAGUUCUAAAAAGAAUGAUGAGUUUUAUGCUAUAAAGGAGGAAUGAACUAUGCACAUGUUCUUGCAUCGAUACUGUUCUUUUCACUAAGCCCAGAGCACAUCCGCUGCUCUGAAACUGUCAUGCUCGCUACUUGGUAUUCUUCCAGUUUUCUCUAGGUCACUUCAUGAAGUCCUAAGAUGACACAGGGACACCUCAUCCAGAAAAUGAGCUUCCUAUCUCUCACAGGGCCUGGAAUUGUAGGAAACAUUUUCAUGCUUUUCAAACAUGUACGUAGUUUAGUGAUGGGUCGUGAGAAAACUUCCAUAGAUCUUAUCCUCAUUCAAAUGGCUAUUUCAAAUAUUGUGAUUAUUUGUAGCUUAUGGAUCGGAAACAUAAGCAUGUUGUUUUAUUUUAGUAACUUCCUUCUAGGUGACAUGUUUUGUAAAAUACUAUUUUACCUGAGUAGGGUGGCUCGAAGUCUCUCCAUCUGCACCACCUGCCUGCUCAGUGUAUUUCAGGCCAUCACCAUCAGUCCCAGGAACACCUUGUGGAAAAGGCUCAAACCACGCACUGCAUGGCAGGUUCUUCCCCACCUCCUCCUCUUCUGGGUUUUUAGCUUUCUCAUAAGCUCUAACUUGCUACACUACAUCACAAUAAGCAACAAUGUGAACAGGUCUGCUGUUAGAAUGUACUUUGGAUAUUGCUACAUGCUGCCAUCUCCACCAAUGAUCAGGUGGCUCUUUCUCUGCCUCAUGGCUCUCCGAGACCUCACCUUUCAGAGUCUCAUGGGCUGGAGCAGUCUGUACAUGGCUCUCCAUCUGUACAAACAUCACAAACGUGUCUUCUACCUCCAGAGCUCCAGGACUGACAAAUAUCCCAGCCCCGAGAUCAGAGCUACUCAAAGUACUCUCAUUCUCAUGACCUGUUUCCUGUUCUCUUAUUGGACAGAUUUCAUUUUCUCCCUCUACACAGGGAUCACAUUGUCAGAGGAAUCAGCAAUAAUAAAUACCAAAAUGUUGCUUGAACUGGGUUUUUCCUGUCUCAGCCCCUUUGUUCUGAUCAGCAGGGAUAUUCAUAUCACUGGAUGCUGGAAUGCUCACUGAGGAGAUAAGGGAACUGCUUCCAAACAUACUCUUUCAGGUAAUAAAAUGUGUAUUGAGGGAUUG
Ochotona princeps (American pika) is the source of this 2268-nucleotide messenger RNA. RefSeq names its product putative vomeronasal receptor-like protein 4. The coding region runs from base 1300 to 2205 and encodes 301 amino acids. Lineage: Eukaryota; Metazoa; Chordata; Mammalia; Lagomorpha; Ochotonidae. Gene Ontology annotation, cellular component: membrane. Gene Ontology annotation, biological process: G protein-coupled receptor signaling pathway. The transcript has a single exon. The record is from RefSeq and is a predicted model, not a curated record. Gene Ontology annotation, molecular function: pheromone receptor activity.